UUGCAUGACAUGUUUUAUAUGUUUGUGUGGGCAAUGCACUCCCAGCCAGACCAAAGGGUGCUGCUCUGUCCCAUAAAGUCACUCUGUCCUACAGGCACGAUGCUCAUCCUCAAACCAAGCCCAGCGCCUCGCGUGUGGCAUUGCUGUGGUAUUUGCACCCAGAAGGCAGGCUUACCCCCCCCACAGCUGCUCACCCACCACUGAGGAUCCCCGUAACUCUUGCUGAAUUUGGGCUCUGUGGUGUAAUCUGACACAGCCACCAAUGCGCACGCAUACACACCCUUUUUUCUGCUGUUUAGGUAAAACUCAUCUGACGUUCCUUUCAUUGUAUAGAAGCACCAGCACUACAGACAGAAGCUGGCCUUGGAUGUCCAACCCUUUUUCUUUGCGAGGGAGAGAAAGGCGGUAAGAGGCGGCAAAAGACUACUUCAAGCUGCCAAGGAAGGAUGUGGGCUUAUACUGUUGGUUUCACUGUCCUGCCUCACGUUGGAGGUUUUCUUGGCUGGUUCUUUAAUCGGAAGGAAAUACCUGUUUGGUAUGAGAAGCUGAAAAAGCCUUUGUGGUGUCCAUCCCGCAAAGUAUUUCCUCUUGCUUGGACAGUCCUGUACACUGGCAUGGGCUAUGCCUCCUACCUGAUAUGGAAUGACCUGGGCGGCUGCAGCAGCAAAGCUGUCAUCCCGCUCGGCCUCUAUGGGGCUCAGCUGGCCUUGAACUGGGCUUGGCCGCCCUUCUUCUUUGGUGCACGCAACCUGAAGAUGGCACUGAUCGACAUCCUGUGCUUAGACAGCCUGGUGAUAGGCAUGAUGUGCUCCUGGUACCGCAUCAACAAGGUAGCGACGCUGCUGAUGGUGCCUUACCUGGGCUGGCUGGCCAUGGCGACUUGUCUCACCAUUCGCAUCUGGAAGGACAACCCUGAACAAAAACCAGGAAAGAGCGAAUAAGAGCAGGACAGAAACGAAGGCAUUUUGUGAAACCAAACUAUGCUGAUGUGAACGAAGAUCUAAUAAUUUGGGGCAUUCAUUCUGGGACAGGCAGAACAUGCCUCCUCCUCCCACCUUCACCAUGGUUGUGUAAAACAAAGGUUUGCACCAAACACCUGUGUGCUCCUGUAAAACUACCACGUGUCUUUGAGAACUUUUUUCCCACCACUGUUGAGGUUUUGGGGCUACAGCUGUAUGAUGACCAUAAUGCUAUCAGGUCAAAUUCCAUUAGCCAAAUUAGCAUCUCAUGAUACCAGGGAAAUUCAGAGUAGCAGUCCUGGACAUCCUUCUGCACCGCUACCAUUCCCCCAGAGAGCAGAACUUGUUCACACAUGCGGGUAAAUCCUAUCUCCUCUUCUGGACCAAACAAAAAUGCCCUUCAUUGAUGCACACCAAUUUUAAAGGACUUGAUUUUUUGCUGUUCUUGCUGUUGCUUCGUUUUCAUGUAUCACCUGGUUUGUGCUCUAUACCAUUAGCUUUUUAUCAGUCAGAUACUGAGCAAGCAGUAAUCUGUCUUGCUCUGCUAGUGAAAGGGGACUUGGUACUUUGACUUCUAUUUGUGGAGUAUUGCACUUGUUGAGUUUCACGCUCCAAGAUAAAGCAGCAAUGAUUAGAAUGUAAAUGCUUGUCCCAGAGGAAAUCUCCUCCACCUUUGUGCACUAUUCCUUACCAGAAAAGAAAGACUAAUACGAGUGCCUCUGGGGGGGGAACACCUUAAAAUGUUUGUUUUCUUAAGUACAGAAACACAAGAGCUUUUUUAAAAUUCAAGAACUUGCUCACAUUGCCCUGAAGGUUGUAAUUAUAAGACUGGCAAAAAGUCUCAUGCCCAGGCUGUAGGAAGCAGUACACGUACCCCAUCCCAGUCUUUCCACUCCUGAAUAUUAUUCAUCAGGAAAGGUUAAAAUACAAGCAUUUCUAGAGAAAUAGGACCAAGCCAUGAAACAGAAUCAGAUAUUAAACGUGAAUGGACUAGCCAUUGUCUAACCUUUAUUCUGGCCCUUGCAUUUGAGAGAUCUGAACCUUAGAUGUUGCCGUCUAAGAAAAUAUUUACUAAUACUUUUUUUAAUCAAUAGAAGCAAUUUAUAUGAAUAAAAGUAGUAAGUGAAUCCUCCUUCUGGCAGCUGACUAGAUUAAGGUGCAUGGGUUUACUUGCAAAGGUUUGGGGGUAGGGAGGCUUAGCUGGGGAUGUAAAAAAUUGUAUUUGCUUUCAAUAAAACCAAGCCAC
Messenger RNA from Cygnus olor (mute swan), 2205 nucleotides. It is a transcript of the gene TSPO2, whose product is annotated as translocator protein 2. Gene Ontology annotation, cellular component: membrane; endoplasmic reticulum. Lineage: Eukaryota; Metazoa; Chordata; Aves; Anseriformes; Anatidae. Gene Ontology annotation, molecular function: cholesterol binding. The transcript has 4 exons. The record is from RefSeq and is a predicted model, not a curated record. The coding region runs from base 447 to 941 and encodes 164 amino acids.